CCCACCUACUUCUUCUAAAUACAAAGAACAUCGACCUGGCACAGUUCAAACCAAGAUUUAUCUACCCCGUCCUCCGCCGCUUCUUGCAUUGCGCAUCCGGCUCAGGAUUUCGAACGGCCUCCAAAUCCCUCUUCACCUCACCCUUCCAGAAAGUCCCCUCCCGAUCCGACCGCGGUGCCUGCGUCCGUAUCCCCACGUCUCCGGCACUCUGCUGUGCUUGCGAACCCCGGUUGGUCCCAGUUGGUGAGAAACGCCGGAUCGAAUUGGAGGCCGGCGCCGGCUGGUUGCAGGAUUCGAUUCUUGGCGGCUGCUUGAGCGCUUGACGGAGCUUGGCGAGCUGGGCUUUCUCUAGGUGGGAAAGGUAAUUUGAAGGGGGGAUGGGGCCAGAAAUGAUAGAGCAGGAUGGAGGGUAGGAAGAGGAGGGGAAGGUUCAGGAAUUCUGUCAGGCGGAUGGCGAUGGAGUGCCUGUGCUCCGGUGAGCAGCUGAAGGGGGCUGAUGAGACCGUCCGGUCAUCUGAUUCUACAAUCACGAAAGAUUUUUCAGCCAGUGGGUACUCUUCUCGAAAUGGAGAGAUUGAGCAGUACCUUGAUAAUGGCAACAUAGAGGAAGCUGAGUUGUCGCUCCGGGAAGGCAUUUGCCUAAACUAUGAGGAAGCAAGGGCAUUGCUAGGAAGGCUAGAAUAUCAGCGGGGCCAUGUAGAAGCUGCACUCCGUGUCUUUGAUGGGAUAGACAUAUCUGCAUUAGUCCCUAAGAUGAAAAUCUCAAUUGCUAGAAAAGCAGAUCGUCGAAAGACUCAUUCACAGUGGGAUUCUCCACCAAUGCCCUUGCAUGCUGUCAGCCUUCUCAUGGAGGCCAUAUAUCUCAAAGCAAGAGCGCUUCACGAUCUUGGAAAAUACAAAGAAGCUGCACAAGAAUGUAGAAUGAUAUUGGAUAUUGUGGAAGCAGCAAUACCUGAGGGCUUGCCAGCAGGCUUUGGAAAAGGUUGUAAAUUGAAUGAAAUAAUAUGCAAGGCUGUAGAGUUGCUCCCUGAGCUGUGGAAAUCAGGGGGGUUUUCACUUGAAGCCAUUUCUUCAUAUAGGAGGUCGCUUCUCAAUAAUUGGAAUCUUGAUGGAGAGACUGUAGCAAGGAUACAGAAGAAAUUUGCUGUUUUUCUCUUAUAUAGUGGCUGUGAAGCACGCCCUCCAAAUCUUCAUUCUCAGUUGGAUGGUUCAUUUGUACCUCGCAAUAAUAUGGAAGAGGCUAUUCUUCUCUUGAUGAUUCUAUUGAGGAAGUUCAAUCUGAAGAGGAUUGAGCGGGAUCCCUCUGUGAUGCAUCACCUUACUUUUGCACUGUCCAUGUCAGGGCAGCUAAUUCCAUUGGCUGGACAAUUUGAAGAACUGUUACCUGAUGUGUUAGACAAAAGAGAAUGGUUAUAUAAUGUUGCAUUGUGUUACUUAGCAGAAGAAGAUGAUCUCAGUGCCCUGAAUCUACUCAAACAAAUACUGAAAUCUGGAGAUGAUUCUGAUUGUCUCAAAGAACUUCUCCUAGCUUCAAAGGCUUGUGUUGAGAUGAGUGCUUAUACUGAAGGUGCUUCCUAUGCACGGAGAGCCAUUGCCAAUAUGCAGGGAGGGUGUGAACAAAUGUCGGGAGUCGCAGACCUAUUGCUUGGUGUUACGCUUUCUAAUCAAGCUAGAAGUGCCAUAUCUGCUACAGAUAGAGCUUCUUGGCAGUGUGAAGCGCUGGAAAUGCUUGGGAACGCUGAAAAGAAGAUUCACGGGAAAGAUUCUAGGGUAUUGUACAGUCUCAGCCUUGAAAAUGCUGAGCAGAGGAAAUUAGAAUCUGCUUCUUUUUAUGCAAAGGAGCUGGUGAAACUUGAGGCUGGAUCGGAGUUGAGGAGUUGGGUUCUUUUAGCUCGAAUUUUGAGUGCUCAGAAGCAGUUUGCUGAUGCUGAAACAGUUGUUGAUGCUGCUUUAGAUCAGACUGGGAAAUGGAGUCAAGGAGAUCUAUUGCGAACCAAAGCCAGAAUUCAGGCUGCACAGGGGCAAUUCAGAGAUGCAGUUGAGACCUAUACCCAACUUCUUGCUAUCAUCCAGCUUAGAACAAAAAGUGUAACUGCUGGGAUUUGCUUGGCCAAGGGCAAGAAGGAUGAUAAUGGCCUGGAAAUAGAGAUCUGGUAUGAUAUAGCUCUCUUGUACCUAGGUAUGGCACAGUGGAGGGAUGCAGAGAUUUGUGUAUUGAAGAUGAGAUCCAUCAGUCCUUAUUCUGCAUUGGCUUGGCAUGCUACAGGGAAAAUAUAUGAAGCAAAAGGUCUUACAAAAGAAACUUUGGGAGCUUUUUUCAGAGCAUUAGACCUUGAUCCUAAACAUGUCCCAAGUUUGAUAUCGAUUGCCACCGUCCUACGACAACUUGGUGACAGGCCAUUGCCUUCUGUUCGGUGCUUCCUGACUGAUGCAUUGCAACUGGAUAGAACUAAUCAUGUUGCAUGGUUCAAUCUUGGCCUGCUUUACAAAGAGGAAGGUGGCAGGUCAGCAGUUGAAGCUGCUGAAUGCUUUCAAGCUGCUGCUUUUCUUGAAGAAACAGCACCUGUAGAGCCUUUCAGAUGACAGAUACAUGUACAGGGGCUAUAGAUGUAAGCUGCUGUAUGUAUUUUUUUUAUAUAUUUCUCUUAUACUGAUGAAAUAUGGGAUUACAGAGUCCCAGAAACGAUCUUCAGGAAAUCAUAGCAUUAAAAACUGUUGGAAAAAAUUUUGUUUAACAAUUCAAUCUAUAGUUCCAAUUUGUGUCUAUGUAGCAACAAGAAAGACGAUGCUCUUCAACCUUGUGAUAUACAGAUUGACGACCAGUACAGAGUGUCGGUGUAUCUUAAGCAAAAUGCUUUCACAUAUGAAGUAUUCAGACUACACUGUUCGUUUAUUGAGAAAUUAAAGAAGAUAAAAGAUGUUUUGGGGUCCUUCAUAGUUCAGUUCAGUAUUUACUAUCAACUGUAACCUUCGUUGCAUAUCAAUUAUGGAUUAUAAGUUUUUUAUGGUCUGUCUAUUUCCUGACAUCUCCUGUAAAAAUAACUGACCCUGCAUGAUAGUGCCAAAUACUUCUGAGUACACAUUGCACAUACUUUGUGGGGCAUCGUUGGUAUGAGGCCUCCUCAGUUCCUCUCCUCCAUGGAAGGCCCUUUAUUGCUGUCAACUUGUCAUGUUGCAGCUUAGCUAGUUGCGUCAAUUAAUGUGGCAGAUAUUGGUCUCUGUUCAGCACUAAUGAGAUGGUAUGCCAGCAACGGAAAUUAAAUCAUGUCACUAUCUUCUGGUCUGGUUUUGUCCAAGUCUGAAGGACAAAUGCUGGUAUGUGUUCUCUUCAACCAAUUUAGCAAUGAUGAAAUCAAAGGAUUCCUGCUCAUGUUUGUCUGUCCAGUAAGGGGCCUAUGUUCCCAUGCUCUGCCAUGCCUUCAUCUUUAUAAGUCUUUGCACUAAAUUUUUUAGGGUUAUCCAUGCAGAGGGUUAACUAUGCACUUAAGUGUUAAAUACAGUUGUCUAAAAAAUUGUUGGUUACUUAUUUAGCACUUGUUUGAGAACCUUUUGCCUUCUUUACUACUACUGUUCAGAUGAUCCUCCAGUGAAUUUUAGAGGAAGGACACCUGUGGUCAGUGGUGGAGCUUGAGCCCCAUACCAGAGGGGGCCAGUGGUAAAUAAACAAGAGAAUUAAGCUGCAAUCUAAUGUGUCAAACAUUAGCUUCAUAUACUAAGUGGAGAUGCAAAAUGUCAGGAGGGGGCCACUGCCCACCUUGGCCUGUACAAAGCUCCGCCCCUGCCUUUGGUGUCUAGCAGGAGCCAGGGGUUUGGCGCAGCUUGAGGCUGCAAACCCCUGAGGUCUUUUUGGUAGUGCGUUUGGUAGCAUUUUGGUUGUGGGUGUUAGUCUUUUUCUGGUGCUAAGGUAAUAUGUUCUGGUGUGGUGCGGGUGUGUAGUGUCUUGUAAAUAUUUUGUUCUUCUUAUUAAUGCAAAUUUGAGAGAAAAAAAAGCUUAACCACAAGAUCUGAAAAUAUUUGAUCCUCCAAUCAAUUUUAGCCCUGAUUCAUCAUAUGACUUGAUCCUGGCAUUCUCUAUUGUUUCCAAUUUACUGUAUUAUAUAACAGUACAAGUGUACAACCUGUACAUGUGCUUUUUUUAGAUCCAGUGAGCUUUUAACCGUCCAAUCUCAUUUGCCAUUCGUUUAUUGUCCAAUUGACUUGAGUUGUUUGACUGUACAGGUGAACAUCUGGAAAGUUCCACCAUAGAAACCUUGAGUUGUAAUUAUCGAAUAGGAAGUCAUAGGUAGGAUGUAAACAGUGUUCUCAAUGCUUCAAGCAUUAAGGUUUUUCGCCAA
This is a messenger RNA of Setaria italica (foxtail millet), 4334 nucleotides long. RefSeq names its product protein NPGR2. NCBI's taxonomy places the organism in Eukaryota, Viridiplantae, Streptophyta, Magnoliopsida, Poales, Poaceae. Gene Ontology annotation, molecular function: protein binding. The record is from RefSeq and is a predicted model, not a curated record. The transcript is spliced from 6 exons. The coding region runs from base 403 to 2583 and encodes 726 amino acids.